AUGGCCUCCACCAACGGACUGGGCGCAACCAAGGAGCUCGAUGUGCUCAUCAUCGGCGCCGGUUUUGGCGGCUGCUACGGGCUUUACCGGCUGCGCCAGCAGGGAUACAAGGUGCACGUGUUCGAGGCUGGCAAAGGCCUGGGCGGCGUCUGGCACUGGAACACGUAUCCAGGCGCGCGCGUCGACUCGGAGAUUCCCUACUACCAGUUCUCCAUGCCGGAGGUAUGGCGCAAAUGGACGUGGACCGAGCGGUUCCCGAGCGGCGACGAGCUGCGGGCGUACUUCCGGCACGUCGACCAGACUCUGGGCCUGUCCAAGGACAUCAGCUACGGGGCCAAUGUCGUGGGCGCCACCUUUGACGACGAGUCUGGUCGCUGGACAGUCACGACCGAGGCCGGCCAGACGGCUGUGUGCAAAUACCUCAUCUGCGCGACCGGCAGCUCGUUCCGGCCGCACAUCCCCGACUUCAAGAACCUCGACCGCUUCCGCGGCCAGCUCAUCCACUCGACGCGCUAUCCGGCCGUGGCCAACACAAAGAACGCGCGCGUUGCCAUCGUCGGCUCGGGAGCCACGGCCGUCCAGUGCACCCAGGAGAUCACCAAAGAGGCUGCCCAGCUGACCGUCUUCAUCCGCACGGCCAGCAUCUCGCUGCCCAUGGUGCAGCGGCCCUUUACCGAGCUCGAGGAGCGCAUCGGCAAGAGCACGCUGCGCCGGACCUUUGCCUACUGUCGUAGCACUACCUCCGGCCUCGGCUACGACCGCCAGCUGGGCUCCGUCUUUGACCUCAGCGACGAGGAGCGCGAGGACUUUUGGGAAGACCUCUGGAGCCGCGGCGGCUUCAACUUCAAUCAGGCCAACUACCGCGACUUCCUCGUCGACCCCCGUGCCAGCCGGAUGAUGUACGACUUCUGGGCCAAGAAGACGCGGCCUCGCGUCCGAAACCCGGAAAAGGCCGCCUUCCUCGUGCCAGAGGAGCCCCCGUUUGCCUUUGGGACCAAGCGGAGCAGCCUCGAGCAGGACUACUACGAACGCAUCGACCAGGACAACGUCGACGUCGUCAACCUCAAGGCGACCCCGAUCCGCGAGUUCACCGAAACCGGCAUCAUCACCACCGACGGCCGUGAGCGCCCGUUCGACAUCGUCAUCCUGGCCACCGGCUUCGACGCCAUGACCGGCAGCCUCACCAAUAUGAACAUCCGCGGCCGCGACGGCCUGACCUUUCAGCAGCGCUGGAAGGAUGGCGUCUUCACCCAUCUCGGUCUCUGCAGCAGCGGCUGUCCGAACCUUUUUAUGAUAUAUGGACCUCAGGCCCCCACCGCCUUCACAAACGGCCCCGUGUUCAUCGAGAGCCAAGUCGACGUCGUCAUCGACCUGCUUAAUAAGCUCCAGAGCGAAGGCAUCAAGUCGAUCGAGGCCCAGCGGCCCGCUGAAGAAAAGUGGAAGCAGGCCAUCCAAGACGCUAACGACAAGACCCUGUUGCCACUCACAGACUCGUGGUACAUGGGCGCCAACAUCCCAGGCAAGAAGCGGGAACAGCUCAACUACCUUGGCGGCAUUGCCAACUACGAGAAGGAGUGCCGAGAGGCCAUUGCCGGUCUGGACGGGUUCACAGUCGUGUACGAUAAGGCUUAG
Grosmannia clavigera kw1407 is the source of this 1632-nucleotide messenger RNA. Its product is annotated as cyclopentanone monooxygenase. Gene Ontology annotation, molecular function: oxidoreductase activity. The coding region runs from base 1 to 1632 and encodes 543 amino acids. The transcript is spliced from 2 exons. Lineage: Eukaryota; Fungi; Ascomycota; Sordariomycetes; Ophiostomatales; Ophiostomataceae. The record is from RefSeq and is a predicted model, not a curated record.